This is a messenger RNA of Hippoglossus stenolepis (Pacific halibut), 1015 nucleotides long. It is a transcript of the gene smim7, whose product is annotated as small integral membrane protein 7. The coding region runs from base 120 to 347 and encodes 75 amino acids. The record is from RefSeq and is a predicted model, not a curated record. The transcript has 5 exons. Lineage: Eukaryota; Metazoa; Chordata; Actinopteri; Pleuronectiformes; Pleuronectidae.
GAGGAAAGCAAAAACCCUGAGUCAAGUCUAGUCGGUACACUGGAACCUCAAUGGUCACAUUCCUGGUGACGUAGCCGAAUGCGGAAGUGAGGCGUCUCUGUGAUGUGACGAGAAACAAGAUGAUCGCGAAUCUGUUGAUAUUCGGGACCUUACUGGUGAAUGCAGGGGCCGUGCUGAACUUCAAACUCAAAAGGAAGGAGGCCCAGGGAUUUGGAGAUGACUCCAGAGCGCCAACAACAGGCGACAACAUCAGAGAGUUCCUGCUCAGCCUGCGAUACUUUCGGAUCUUCAUCGCUCUCUGGAACAUCUUCAUCAUGUUCUGCAUGAUAGUAUUAUUUGGAUCAUGAUCGACAUUUGCAGGGAUCAGAAUCCGGAAUCCUUCUGGGUUUUUCAAGAUGGAUGCUCUAAAUUACUUCUUUAUAGAACCUUUCUGUUACUUUGGCCCUUUUAAACUAUAAGUCUACUCUAUUUUCUUUACCACCUCUAAUUCAAAAACUACUUCUGGUGUCGCUGUACAGGAAUUUAUGAAUCACUGUAUUUAUUUGGUCUGAUAGAGGUUUUCACAUUUUUACUUUUCUGUAAACUGUGACUCUAUGAAUAGCCCUGCCCUCUGCUGGACAUGUGUUGUCAUGUGCCCUCGAGCUUCUGUACAGAAAAUGGGAUGUUUUCUUCAGCAUUGCCAAUAUAAAAAAAAAAAGAUCACCUGGGUUGUAAACGAUGCACAGCCUUUGUUAACAGGAUAUAAUUGUUUUUUCUGUGGCUUGUUAGCUGACUGUCAUCAUUUAAGGAUCUCGUUCUGUCCUAAAGCCUCUCAAACUUACCAUGGUCCCUUUUCCUGUGUGCAUAUAUGAUAAGAUGUAUAAACAACUCAAAAUUCAUCUGUUGUUAUGUGCAGCCUCUCAGAUAGAAACUGUCAUUUCCUGUGGUCUGGGACACCUGGGCUGUAAGUAAAUGAAUAUGCACUUUGAUGUAAAUGUGUCCUUGUUCUCUUUCCAAUAAAAAUACAAUUUUCUUA